AUGGAAGGCUCCGCCAAGAUCAACGAGGAGCUGCGGCCUGCAUUGAAGACCCUGGAAGUUCCGCAGAGGCUUCUACUUGGGCCGGGACCGUCUAAUUCUCAUCCGGAAGUUCUGCGUGCCAUGGCCUUGCCAUCUCUGGGCUACCUGGACCCCGCGUUCAUCCAGGUCUUGCAAGACAUUCAAGCUUUGCUGCGGUACGUGUGGCAAACAACAAACGAGACAACCUUCUGCAUUAGCGGAACGGGCUCGGCUGCAAUGGAAGCUUGUGUGGCGAAUAUCGUCGAAAAGAACGACGUGGUCCUCGUUGCGGUUUGUGGAUACUUUGGCAGCCGCUUGGUAGAUAUGGCUGAGCGAUAUGGCGCGGACGUCCGAGUGGUGAACAAGCCCUGGGGACAGGCAUUUUCUCUGGAGGAAAUCCGCGAAGCUCUUGAGAAACACAGACCGCGGGUCUUCGGUAUGGUUCACGUGGAAACCUCCACGGGCGUCGUUCAACCCAUGGAAGGCAUCGGGGCCUUGUGUCGCGAGUACGAUUCCCUGUUGCUCCUUGAUACCGUCACCAGCCUAGGUGGCGUACCGGUCUACAUCGAUGCCUGGGGCGUUGACCUCGCCUACAGCUGUAGCCAGAAAGGACUGAGUGCCUCGCCCGGAGCUUCGCCCAUCACUGUCGGCCCUCGCGCCCUGGAAAAAAUCCGCGCGCGGCGAGCGAAGGUGCCCAACUGGUAUCUCGACCUUUCGCUCUUGGAGAAGUACUGGGGCCCUCAACGUCAGUAUCACCAUACGGCGUCGAUGGUGUGCUACUACGGUUUGCGCGAGGCGCUCCGUGUGAUUGCGGAAGAGGGCGUCUCUGCGAGCUGGAAACGCCAUCAAGAAAACGCGGCGUAUCUGCACUCGAAACUCGAAGAGCUUGGCCUCAGUAUGCAUGUGGAGAAGCCGUGGAGGGCACCUACCCUCACCACCGUCCGCAUUCCAGAUGGCAUCGACGGAAAAGCCCUGGCUGGGAAACUGCUUGCGGAAGAACACAUCGAAAUCGGGAACGGAAUCGGCGACCUCGCAGGAAAGGUCUGGCGCAUUGGCCUGAUGGGUUACAACAGCAAUCGUGAGUCAGUGGACAAGCUGGUCGCCGCUCUUGGCAAGCUUCUUGGCUAG
Neospora caninum is the source of this 1146-nucleotide messenger RNA. RefSeq names its product Serine--pyruvate transaminase,related. The transcript has a single exon. NCBI's taxonomy places the organism in Eukaryota, Apicomplexa, Conoidasida, Eucoccidiorida, Sarcocystidae. Gene Ontology annotation, cellular component: peroxisome. Gene Ontology annotation, molecular function: L-serine:pyruvate transaminase activity; L-alanine:glyoxylate transaminase activity. The record is from RefSeq and is a predicted model, not a curated record. Bases 1 to 1146 code for a protein of 381 amino acids.